Messenger RNA from Humulus lupulus (European hop), 926 nucleotides. RefSeq names its product transcription factor MYB1-like. The transcript is spliced from 3 exons. Bases 48 to 926 code for a protein of 292 amino acids. Lineage: Eukaryota; Viridiplantae; Streptophyta; Magnoliopsida; Rosales; Cannabaceae. The record is from RefSeq and is a predicted model, not a curated record.
GCUAGCUAGUUUAUCAUCAAGUAAUCACAUAUAUAUUAUAAUACAUUAUGGGCAGCAAUAUUAAUAUGGUGACAGUAGUAGUAAGGGAUCAAAGGGAGGGCGAUUCCUCUGGCUCUGGGUGUGCACUCAGGAAAGGCGCAUGGAGCAGAGAAGAAUACGAUCUUCUGAGGGAGUGCGUAGACAAGUAUGGUGAAGGGAAAUGGUAUCUUGUUCCUUCUAGAGCUGGGUUGAAUAGAUGUAGGAAAAGUUGUAGACUGAGGUGGUUAAAUUAUUUGAAGCCAGGUACCAAACGGGGAACAUUUACCGCGGAUGAAGUUGAUCUCGUUCUUAGGCUUCAUAAGCUUUUAGGGAACAGGUGGUCUUUAAUUGCAGGUAGAAUUCCAGGAAGGACAACCAAUGAUGUGAAAAAUUAUUGGAAUACUCACUUGGGAAAGAAGGUAAUGAUGGCCUAUGAUAAACUUAAACACGUGAAAAAGAAAGAUGAUGACAAGUUUAUCAUCAAAUCCAACAUAAUAAAGCCUUCUCCUCGGACCUUCAGAAACCACUUUACUACUAUUGCAAACAACAAUAUUAGCUCUCCACCACCAAAAUAUGUUCAUACACUUAAUGAGCCUGAACCUAUUUUAGAGAAGAACAAUGAGAACUGGGAGUGGGAAAGCAUAUUAGAUGGCAUGAUCAACAACAAGGACCAAGAAGUUAUGAACCCUAUAAGCAAUAUUGGUUUAGAUGAGGAACAUAGUAUUGCAAACUUCUCUGAGUUAGAAGUUGAUUCUCAUCGACCUUCUGAGUCAAAAAUCAAGGACUAUACUACUAAUAACAGUAGUAUUUUCAUCACAGAUGGCUACCAAAAUCGCUCGAUGGACUUUGUCAUGGACAUGGACCUUUGGGAUCUUGGAAUUAGUUCAGCAGAGAAGGAAAUGCAGUAG